Arachis duranensis is the source of this 7025-nucleotide messenger RNA. Its product is annotated as helicase and polymerase-containing protein TEBICHI. Lineage: Eukaryota; Viridiplantae; Streptophyta; Magnoliopsida; Fabales; Fabaceae. Gene Ontology annotation, molecular function: DNA-directed DNA polymerase activity; ATP binding; DNA binding. The record is from RefSeq and is a predicted model, not a curated record. The transcript is spliced from 25 exons. Gene Ontology annotation, biological process: double-strand break repair; DNA-templated DNA replication. Bases 214 to 6528 code for a protein of 2104 amino acids.
UCCUAAAAAUUUCAAUUUCAAUUUCAAUUUGAAGUUAUCAGCGCCACUUCCAUUUCCACACUCCGCUUCGCCACUGCCAUUUCAGGCAGGCACUCCGCCAUGAAAAGGACUCCAACCUUUCAUGGUUCUCGCGAUUAGGGCACACUGAAGUAGACGAGGAACAAGAAGAAGGAUCUUGAGUUCUGGAAACCGUGAAAGUCCUCCUCUUCUACCAUGGAUUCUGGUUCUCCUCGCAAUCGCAUUGAUCAGUUUUAUCCUUCGAAGAAAAGGAAAGCGGCUGCGGUGUCGCCUGCUUCUAUGCCUGGGAGAUCUGAGAAAGGUGCAAAGCAUCAUGGAGUUGAUGGGUCUCCUAGUGCCAAAGGAACUUUGGACAGUUACUUGGUUUCUUCACAAGAUGAUUGCCAUGCUGCCAGGCUGUCCAAUGUGGCCACCCCGGUUGGCGAGUCUUUGGUUAGGCAGCAUUCGGUUAAGAGAAAUUUAGCUUUAGAUGUUAGUAGUUGUAUUGAUUAUGAGCACAGUAAGCUGCCUGUUUUGUCGGCCCAUGGGAAUGAGCUGGCACAAGCUUUGCCUUCAGGACUAAUGGAUGAAUCAUCGAAGGUGAGUUCCAUGGUGGUUGGAGACCCUGGCCAGGAAAAAGGAUGGAGUGGUAUGGGAAUGGGUGUGCCAAACGCGGAUGCCAAACGAUUUGCGGCAGAGUUUCUGUCCUUGUAUUGCAGUGGAGUAGACCAGAUUCGUUUGUCAUCGGAAAUGAAAGAAGAUGCUCAUACCAGACAUUGUUCUCUUACAUUAGUAGAUAAAAAUAUUAGUUUGGCGGAGAAGUGUGAGGACCCCACUAGUGAGCCACAUUUUGGUAGUGAAAACAUCUCUAUUGUCAAAGCAUGUGUCAAGGAGACUCCAAAGUCAAAACGUGGAAGCUCAAGUUUUUCACCCGGCUCAGCUUUUUGGAAUGAAGCGAUUCAAGUUGCUGAUGGUUUGUGUGUUCCUGUGACUAAUGAUUCUUCUAUUGUUAUGCACAAGAUUAAUGUGGUGGAUGAGCAACAUGAAAUGGAGAAUUCAUCUAAUUUACAAAGUCAUGAUGGAAAGCUGAGGGAAGUAAUGGAUCAAUGCAAAAGCAGAUUUUGGAAGGGAGAAGCGGGGAUGCACACCAAAGAUUCCAAGAAAGAAGUCUCUGUUCUUCCUGUGAAGCAUUUUGAUUUUUCAUUUGAGGAUAAUAUUUUGGGUGAAAGUACCCUGCAAGAUCGUGGUGUUGGUAAUCUGACUAAUGUUACUUGUGAGGGUGGUAGACAGUAUGAGUGUGGUUCUGUAACAGAUCAUAGAUAUCAAAAGAUUGAUGAAGGGAAGGAGAAGCCUUUAGUAGAUGCAGUAUGCAAAAGAAUGAAUUUUUCAAGUCAGGAUAAUAUUAGUAUGACAUUUAAUUCACCCCUCAAUGAGGUUGCGAUGGCAGUUAAUACACAUAAAUCUGAUGAAGCUUGUACUCCGUCGAGUAGUCUGUCGUUUAAGAAUCAUUUAGAGCUAAACAGCUGGCUUCCACCUGAAAUAUGCAGUAUAUAUAGAAAGAAAGGAAUCUCAAAGCUUUAUGAAUGGCAGGUUGACUGUCUUCGGGUGGAUGGUGUCCUUCAGAGAAGAAAUCUUGUAUAUUGUGCUUCUACAAGUGCUGGUAAGAGUAUCGUUGCUGAGAUUUUAAUGCUGCGGAGGGUGAUAUCUACUGAUAAAAUGGCAAUACUUGUUCUUCCGUAUGUGUCAAUCUGUGCUGAAAAGGCAGAACACCUUGAACGUCUUCUUGAGCCACUUGGUAAAUAUGUUCGUAGUUAUUUUGGGAACCAAGGUGGUGGAACACUUCCUAAAGACACUUCUGUGGCUGUUUGCACGAUAGAGAAGGCAAACUCCUUAAUCAAUAGAUUAUUGGAAGAGGGCCGUUUAUCAGAGAUGGGAAUUAUUGUGAUAGAUGAGUUGCAUAUGGUUGGUGAUGCAAAUAGAGGUUAUCUUCUGGAACUCAUGCUGACAAAACUUCGUUAUGCGGCAGGAGAAGGUAUUUCAAAAUCAAGUGAAGGAGAAAGUUCAGGUGGAAGCAGCGACAAGUCUGAUCCUGCUCAAGGUCUGCAAAUUGUUGGAAUGAGUGCAACAAUGCCAAAUGUUGCAGCAGUUGCUGACUGGCUUCAAGCAGCACUAUACCAGACAGAGUUCCGGCCAGUUCCUUUAGAAGAAUAUAUAAAAGUUGGUAAUUCCAUAUAUGACAAGAGUAUGGAACUUUCUAGAACAAUCUCAAAGGCAGCUGAUCUUGGUGGUAAAGAUCCAGAUCAUGUUGUUGAGCUUUGUAAUGAGGUUGUUCAAGAGGGACAAUCAGUCUUAAUAUUUUGCUCUAGUCGAAAGGGUUGUGAAUCGACAGCAAGGCAUGUUGGAAAGUUCCUUAAAAGCUUUAUUGCUAAUAUUCAGGAGAAUGACUGUGAGUUUGCUGAUAUUACUUCUGCUAUUGACUCGUUGAGAAAGUGUCCUGCUGGGUUGGAUCCCAUAUUAGAGGAAACCCUUCCUUCGGGUGUUGCAUUUCACCAUGCUGGCCUCACGGUUGAGGAAAGAGAGAUAAUUGAAACCUGUUACCGAAAAGGACUUUUACGUGUUUUAACUGCCACAUCAACCUUAGCGGCUGGGGUUAAUCUGCCAGCUAGGAGGGUUAUUUUCCGCCAGCCUAGAAUUGGUCGUGAUUUUAUAGAUGGGACGAGGUACAAACAGAUGGCCGGUCGUGCCGGUCGUACUGGAAUUGAUACAAAAGGAGAAAGUGUACUUAUCUGCAAACCAGAAGAGGUAAAAAGAGUUAUGGGGCUUCUUAAUGAAAGCUGUCCACCAUUACAUUCCUGUUUAUCUGAAGAUGUGAAUGGAAUGACUCAUGCAAUCUUAGAAGUUGUGGCUGGUGGAAUAGUUCAAACAGCUAGUGAUGUUCAUCGCUACGUUAGAUGUACUCUUUUGAACUCCACAAAACCAUUCCAAGAUGUGGUAAAGUCUGCACAAGAAUCCCUCCGCUGGUUGUGCCAAAGAAAGUUUCUUGAAUGGAAUGAAGACACUAAACUUUACAGUACAACACCUCUUGGACGUGCAUCAUUUGGCAGCUCUCUCUCUCCAGAAGAAUCACUUAUUGUGCUCGCUGACCUUUCAAGGGCUAGGGAAGGAUUUGUCCUCGCAUCUGACCUGCACUUAGUUUACUUGGUCACUCCAAUCAGUGUUGAUGUUGAGCCAGAUUGGGAAUUGUACUAUGAGCGAUUUGUGAAAUUGUCUCCACUUGACCAGUCAGUUGGUAAUCGAGUAGGUGUGACAGAACCAUUCUUGAUGCGUAUGGCACAUGGGGCACCUAUACGUUCUUAUAACAAGUCAAGCGACAGUACAAGAGGGAUAAACAAUAAACGAGGAAGUCAACUCGGGAUCUCUGAUGCAAUUGCACUCUCAGAUGAUCAAACACUUCGUGUCUGUAGACGAUUCUAUGUAGCUCUUAUUUUGUCACUGCUAGUUCAGGAAACUCCUGUGGGUGAGGUUUGUGAAGCAUAUAAAGUUGCCAGAGGAAUGGUUCAAGCCUUGCAAGAGAAUGCUGGAAGGUUUGCAUCUAUGGUUUCUGCAUUCUGUGAGAGGCUUGGCUGGCAUGAUCUUGAAGGCUUAGUUGCUAAAUUUCAGAAUCGUGUGUCAUUUGGAGUCAGAGCAGAGAUUGUAGAGCUUACUGCCAUUCCCUAUGUUAAAGGUUCUCGAGCUAGAGCACUCUAUAAAGCAGGUUUACGAACACCUCUUGCAAUUGCUGAAGCUUCGGUACCAGAAAUAGUUAAGGCGCUUUUUGAAUCUUCAUCAUGGGCAACAGAAGGUUCUGCGAAACGGAGUUUACAAUUUGGUGUGGCGAAGAAGAUCAAGAAUGGUGCUCGAAAGAUUGUUCUUGAUAAAGCUGAUGAGGCAAGGGUUGCUGCUUUCUCAGCAUAUAAGUCACUUGGAUAUGAUGUCCCACAGUUUGCUCCUCCCAUAUUUACUGCUGCUUCUGAUUCUACCAAGAAAGAAGCUGGAAGUAACUCUGGAAGUGACACAGCUCACACUAGUCAUAGUUUUGUUGAUGCAGUCCACAAUGAUAGUUCUAAUGAAGUUGAUUUAGCAAGACAGAGACAAGAUUCUGAAAAUGAUGCUCUAGUUUAUCUGAAAGGAAAACCAAUCAGUGAGGUUCCAUUUAAUUUGUCUACUGAAAAUUCUGAAGCUCCAGUUAUUGGAUCUAUAAGGAAUGAGCCCAAUGCUACUUUUGACCCUACCAAGAAUGGAGAUCUGCCCACCCUCUCUGAUCAGUUACAGAAUCCAACUGAUACCACCGUCAUACAUGAUGGGUGCCUAGCUCGUGGUUCAGAGGACCAACAUCAUAGUAGAAUUUUAGCAAGUGGAAAUAUGGAAAGUUCCACCCAGAGAGGUCCCAUUAAUGCAGGUAGUAGUCCUGGUGGGAUUGAUUCAUUUCUGGAUCUAUGGGAAACUUUGCCAGAGUUCUACUUUGAUAUCCACUAUAUCAAACGAUUGGAACUGCACUCUCCUGCUCCUUUUGAAAUACAUGGCAUAGCCAUCUGUUGGGAAUGCUCUCCUGUAUACUACAUUAACCUUCCCAGGGAUAUUUUGUUGUCUACGGGUAAAAGCGAUGACAGUUUAUCCUUGAGUGCAUGCAGUCACAAGCUGAAAGUUUCAUCUUCUAAUUCUAAGCAUGAUUUGGAGAUUGCCAAGGAUAGAUGGAGCAGGAUUAGUAAAAUAUUAGGAAAAAGAGAUGUCAAAAAGUUCACUUGGAAUUUGAAGAUUCAAAUUCAGGUUUUAAAAAAGCCUGCAGUUUCACUUCAGAGGUUUGGUUGCUCUUACAAUCUCGGAAAUAAUGAAGACUUUGAAAUUGUAGAUAGUUCAUAUGUAUUGCUACCACGUGUCCUCAUUAAAGAUGUAAUUGACAUGUGUAUUGUGACUUGGAUACUGUGGCCCGAUGAAGAGAGGAGCUCAAAUCCAAACCUGGAGAAGGAGGUAAAGAAGAGGUUAUCCUCUGAGGAUGCUGCAGCUGCUAAUCAGAGUGGCAGGUGGAAGAAUCAGAUGCGAAGAGCUGCACAUAAUGGUUGCUGCCGACGGGUUGCUCAAACAAGAGCAUUAUGUUCUGUUCUUUGGAAAUUACUUGUUUCUGAAGAACUUGUUGAAGUGCUUAUGAGAAUAGAAAUCCCUUUGGUAAAUGUUCUUGCUGACAUGGAGCUAUGGGGAAUUGGUGUCGACUUGGAGAGAUGCAUUCAGGCUCGUAAAUUGUUGGUGAAAAGGCUGAAGUAUCUUGAAAAGGAAGCUUAUAAGCUGGCUGGGAUUACAUUUUCAUUGAAUAUGCCAGCAGACAUUGCAAAGGUGCUCUUUGAACACUUGAUGCUGCCUAUUCCUGAUGGCCGAAAUAAGGGGAAAAAACAUGCAAGUACUGGCAAGCAAUGCUUGGAUGCAUUAAGGCAUGUACAUCCCAUUGUUCCAAUCAUUAAAGAGCAUCGAACAAUGGCAAAGCUCUUGAACACUACACUUGGAUCAAUUUGUUCUCUAGCUAGGCUAUCGGUAAGCACACAGAAGUAUACAUUACAUGGCCAUUGGCUUCAGACAUCUACAGCAACUGGUCGACUUUCAAUGGAGGAACCUAAUCUUCAGUGUGUUGAACAUACAGUAGACUUCAAAAUGGAAGAGGAUAAAAGCGAAGGAGAUGCUGAUGAAAAUCAUUACAGCAUUAAUGCUCGUGAUUUCUUUAUUCCUACUCAGGACAACUGGUUACUGUUAACAGCAGACUAUUCUCAAAUAGAAUUGAGGGUGAUGGCACACUUCUCUAAAGACUCUUCUCUCAUUGAGCUUCUCAGUAAGCCUGAUGGUGAUGCCUUUACAAUGAUAGCGGCAAGGUGGAUUGGGUGUGCAGAGGAUUCUGUCAGCUCCAAUGAGAGAGAUCAGACUAAAAAGAUGGUUUAUGGAAUUCUUUAUGGAAUGGGUGCCAAUAGCCUUGCUGAUCACCUUGAUUGCACUUCUGAUGAAGCUGCAGAAAAGAUUAGUUAUUUCAAAAGCUCUUUUCCUGGUGUUUCUUCUUGGCUCAAUGAAGUUGUUUCAUCUUGUCGUCUCAAAGGAUAUGUUGAGACUCUUAAGGGAAGAAAACGAUUUUUGUCUAAAAUAAAGUUUGGCAACAGUACAGAAAAAUCAAAAGCUCAAAGGCAAGCUGUGAAUUCCAUUUGUCAGGGAUCUGCUGCAGACAUAAUCAAGAUUGCAAUGCUAAGAAUUUACUCCGUGAUUGUCGACGGUGUUGAUAGUUCGGAUUCUAGUUCUUCUAUGGCAACCGAGUUUCACAUGCUCAGAGAUCGUUGCCGAAUUUCAUUACAGGUGCAUGAUGAGUUAGUGCUGGAAGUUGAUCCUUCGGUGAUAAGGGAAGCUGCCGCGCUGUUAAAGACAAGCAUGGAGAAUGCAGUCUCACUUCUUGUUCCUCUUCGUGCGAAAGUCCAAGUUGGGAGAACAUGGGGAUCUUUGGAGGCAUUUGCACCGGACAGAUAAAUUCAAGAUAAUGCCGAAAAUCACAUCACUGAAUAGUCCAUGAUGUCAGAAGUAUUCAAUUAUAUUGAGCGGCACUUUCAUUGUUAAAUUUUCAGGGAGGUCUGGAAUGGAGGGGGGAAUCAUCACCCGACCAUGGCAGCCAAACAAAAGGCUUGUUAAUUCUGAUGAGGUUUUACUUCUAUGUUGCAGAUUAAGAGCGAGAAAUACUGGCAAGAUUUCAUAUUUCUCACUUCGAAGAUAGCAAACGGGUUCCGAUGCAUCACAAGUGGCGAUGCUGCAAUUAUUCAUUAAAUAAUUUUUCAUGUAUAGGAUGGGAAAAACAAAAAAUUUUGUAGAAAUCUGUACAUAAUAGAACGCUCUUUGUAAGAAAGAAAUUGACAAUGUGGUCACUCCCCUGUUGUAUCCUUACAAGAAAAAAUGGCUACAGUUUCAUCUCAACAAACUGGUAAAACUCUCAUCCAGCAUAAUGUCAAGUGAAAAUCAAUUGACAGGAUUAA